ACCCCGAAAGUACGCGGAUAGAUUCAUGUCCUAUUCUGUUACGGCGUGAGUAGCGCCAGUUAUAAAAAGCUUUAUAAACAGGAAAAGUGCACAGAGAUAGGGAUCGGGAAAUUAAGAAAAUGAGGUAUCAGGGUAACAGUGCAAGGAAUGAAAUAGGAAAUAGAUUGAAGUGAAGGGGAGGUACAGAUAGUGACGAGAAAGAAAAUGUGAAUGAAAACAAAACGGAAAUGUAGUAUUAGGAAAGAGUGCAAAGAAAGGAAUAAGUUGAAAACUUAUUGAUGUGAUAAAGGAGAUGAUAAGUAAAGGAAGAAAUGAGAUUGAAAAAAAAAUGGAAGUGAAUUAACAGAAAAGAGAGCAAAGAAAGGAAUAAAGUAGAAAACAUAUUGAAGCGAAAAAGGAAAUGAUAGGGUAAAGAAUGAAAAGAUAUUAAAAAAAAUGGAAGUGAAUUAUCAGGAAAAAUGAGUGAAGAAAAGGAAAAUGGAACAGAAUACAAAUCAAAGGGAAGCACCAGAAAUAGAUGCAGUGCAGAGAAAAGUAAAAACGACUUACUUCCGUAUGUGGUGAUAAUUAUCAAUAAAAUACCUGAACGGAAUUGCCAGUCUUUUCACCUACUAAUAGUGUAGUAAACUUUAGAAAGUUCAUAUAUACAGUCUUAUAAAGUUUCAGAGGAAUCCUAACAUCACGCGACGUCUAAAUUUCUCUUGGAAUAAAAAUAGAAAAAAAUCAAUUCCUAGAAACAAGUGUAAGAUACAAUCAAGAUCUUUGCAGACCUUUAGAUAAGGACACCUGAUGCAAUCUGAGUGGAACACCUGGAUUAAAGAUUUAGGCAUCAUGCGUAGCGUUCACCUAUAAAUAAAAAAAAUGCUUGAAUGGUGUCUCUGUAAGAUUUGCAUUCGUAUGCUGUGUUCCCAGUGACUCUAAUGUGUUCUGCAUGACAGAGACAUUCUUGAUCCAAUCGUCGACGUUCGUUAAAUGGCAAGGUGACCUUUAAGAUGGGACGAGAGAGGUUUACAGAUUGUUUCGCAUUCGUAGAAGUGUUGUGGAUUAAGUCCUCAUUAUUAGUGCAGAAGAAUAAUCACAGAAGUUUCCCAGCGUCGAAGAAUAUCUGGUUGAUUAACGUCAGUGAAAAUCGGUAACCUGGCAACAAAGAUGUUUUCCUUUAUGCCAAACGUCACAGUUAUUGACGGGUACGACCUCAUUAUAGGGGCACCAUCGCUAGGAAAUGAACUUCUCCAAUAUGCUUCAUAGCCUUCUGGACAUUUCGCCACUUUUCUGUCAUCGAGUUGUAAAAAUUAAGCACGCUUACAAGACUUACAAGAGUGUUUCCUCAACUCUUCUCCUCAAAGGAGAGGGUCAACAAAUGGUCUGGGUAUAAUGGUGGUUGGUUUGGCACGGGGCUAUAAGCAGUUGCCCUAGCUUUUCUCUCAGUGCUCAGAUGAACGAACGUAGCGCUCCGUCAGAAAUGUCCCAGCAUUCCUCUGAUGCCGGAAGUUCUGAGAGUUUGCACUCCGGCUCAUCAAGCGAUUCCAAGAAGAGUUUGUUCUUCCACUCGCCUGGUGAUUACCGGUACAGCUUCGGAUCACUUUUGCAUAAUACCCACCUUCAAAAACUGGCGAUAAUACUGGGUAUCCUCGGAGGUCUGCUAUUACUCCUGGGCAUGAUAUAUGCGAUGUUUGGAAACAGCGGAUUCGAAGGACUCAUUCUCAUCAUUUUGGGAGCUCUUGCACUGUUGAUAACAAUUAUCAUAGCUCGGAGGACGUGCUUCGAUGGCAAAGCGGACGACCCCACCUCGACCCCAGCCAGCGGCGGUCCCGACAUGUGCGAGGGGCCGGGCACCGCUGUCGACACGAUGCCCUCCAGCCCGGUCAAUGUUUUCGAAACGUCCGUGCAAGUUCACCUGUACCGGGAGGCGCAACUGCCCAUCUGCUCUUCCUCAAACAGCGUCGCUAACUACCCAAGGCAACGAGACUACAACCCACGAUUUUCGACUUUUUCCAGGGAGGACCUGGAUUCCUCACAUGUAGUGUCGGGCAAUGCCGUGGUCCAGGUGGCCUAUGCUGCCCCUCCUCCUCCUCCUCCUCCUCCUCCUCCACCUCCGAAGGCGAACUCCAGGGAAGACCCCCCAUCUUACGAUGAACUCUUCAGUCAAAGACGUUAGUUAACCCAUCUCGUGAACAGUUCCUAUCAUGCCCAAUACCUUUUGGGUAUUUGUUAACCUUCUUCAAGUGAUAAUUUUAUCAUCUGUUAAUCAGUAUUUGUUAAACUAUUUUUUUUAUUAUAUUCUUCGAUGAACGCUUUAUCGAUGUAUAUAGAGUUUCACCGUCUAACUGAUAAUGUAAAAUAAUUUAUCUUGGCCUUACGUCUGUUGUUGCAAAUGGGAAUAUUUAUGUAUAGAUAUUUUUGUUGAUAAAUUUUCCACAUUAUAAAUCCACGAGGUAAAAA
Messenger RNA from Macrobrachium nipponense, 2442 nucleotides. RefSeq lists its product as uncharacterized. NCBI's taxonomy places the organism in Eukaryota, Metazoa, Arthropoda, Malacostraca, Decapoda, Palaemonidae. The coding region runs from base 1436 to 2158 and encodes 240 amino acids. The transcript has 8 exons. The record is from RefSeq and is a predicted model, not a curated record.